AUGUUAUAAUUAAAGGUUUCAGCUUUACCAUAAAAUCCACACUUAAUUAACUAAAUUGAAUAAUUCAUAAUAGACUCCAACACUUUGAUAAGAAAUGUAAGUUCUCUCUCUAAAUUAGGGAUAUUAUCGGAAAUGUGUAAUGCAUUUAGAUGGCUAAUAUAAAAAACUCCUACCAAUAGAAUCACCUUUACUUUUGAGGAUAAAAGUAUUGAGAAGAUUAUGUUAUUGUACGAUAAUGUAUUUCAAACUGAAAAUUAACAAAGGUGAAGUUAAUUAAGGCAAAAAUUAAUUCAUUCUUUGGACAAGAUUGUAAUUAUAUCUGAGAGAUUUUCAUGAUAAUAUUUCUCUAUUGAAGAUAUAAUAUAAGAGUAUGUGAUAUUGAAAUUCUUAUUUAGAAAAGUUUUAUACUCAAGAACUGAUAUCUUUAAUAAUUAAGGCUAUAUUGUUUAGAUCUCUAUAUUAUUAAAAAAAUCAAUUAGUAGCCAGAGGUCUAUUAUACUUAAAUUAUUUAUGUGGAACAAUAAUUGAAUAAGCUUUGAUAGAUAAAAUAACGGUUUUCUUAAGUUUAUAAGGGUAAGAUAGUGUUCAUAUAUAAAUUAGAAAAUAUAAUUUGAUUACUGGAAAUAGCUACUUUCAAUUGUAAAACUAUUCGACUGCUUUAAAAUAUUAUCUUAAAGGACUUGAUAUAUAUUAAAGAAAUUUGAUCAUAAUUUAUAAGGAAAUCACUCUUACAUCUUUGGAAGAGAUUAAGAUGACUCUAAAUUAUUAUGUAAUUAAUAAUUAUAUAAAAAGACUAAAGAAAUAAUAUUGUCUUUGUUUUUAAUAGCAUUAGUAUAUGAAUAAAUGAAUGAUUUUCUAAAAUACCAAGAAACCAUAAAAAUUAUGACUUGGGUAGAUUCAAAUUAUUAACCAGAAAAUUCAAUUGGGAAAUUAUAUUUUUAAUAAUGUAUUGAUAAUACCAGAUACAUUUAAUAUGCACUUGAGAAAGCUGAAAUCUCAAAAGUAUUGAAAUAAGCUUUACCAGAAGAGGAGACAUCUAAAGUACCAGGAGAGGAAGAUUAAUUAAAUUAUUACACUAAUUUACUUUAUGAAUUCAGUGAAUUUCCAAAAAUAAGAAAACAAUAUUUUUAUUACGAUAAAUCAUAACUACCUUAUACUUCAGAAAUAGCAGAGAGUGAUACUUAAUUAGAAAAAUCAAGGGCAUUUAAAACUAAUGCUAGUGUUUAGAUGGUCUAUAAAUCAUAACCAAAUGAAAAUGAAUCAACUACAUUAUGUAGGUCUGCUCUAAUGAAAACUAAAAAUUCAGACAAUGGAUUAUCAACAAGAUUUUAAACAGAAUCAGAAGGAUUCUCAUAAACUAUGAUUCAUAUAUAAAAGUAAAAGAAAUUGAAAAAAUAAGUUAAUAAAGAAGAUGUCACAUUAUAAGUGUAUUAUGGCAAGGCAAUUGAGAAGUCAGUUAAAUUAUAAGAAUUAGAAAGUUUAGCUGAAUAACACAAUUAAGAUUUAGUUUAAUAAUAGAUUGACACACUUUCUUUUGAUAAAAAAUUGAAGUUAUCAAAAUAAUAGAUUUGUAAAUAUGUUUAUUAUUUUAAAGAAUUUAAGAAAAUAUUUGGUUGUAUUGAUUUGAAGUAAGGUCCCUUUGAAAUUGAAACAAGAGAAUCAAGAAAGAGACAAUAAAAGUAAUAAGCUAAAAACAUCAAUUAAUUAUAAUCAUUAUUAAGCAUACAAAUUUAGAUUAAAACAAAGACUGAAUAAUCUUAAUUGUUAGAGCAAUACAAUAAAUAAAGAAAAGGAAACUUUUAAUCGGCACCUAAUAUAUUUUAGCAAUUGCAUAACAAACAUAGAUAAAAUAAAGAUAUAAGAGUGUAGGAAAAAUCAAUAAUCACUAAUAAAGAAUUUAGUAAAGAUAUAGGAAGUCAUCAUAAAACCUAAGAUGAAGAACAAUUAAUUAGAUAGAUAAAUAUUAAUACAAAAGAAACAAUUAAAUAAAUGAUGGAUGAAAAAGAAAGUAUAAUUUAAUCAAAACCAUUUUCAACUAGACGAUCAUCUUAAAAUAAUAAUAUUAAGUAUGUAGAUAUAUAAUUUAGAAAUAAUAUAUUAUUUGAAAAACUUAUCUCAAAGAAUGACAAUUUAGCACAUACAACAGAUUAAAUUAGUAAUUCUAAAAAGGUUAAUUCAUUGAAAUCUUUAUUGGAAGUACCUAGAAAUAAUUAAAAUUAAAAGAGAAUGACUACAAUUUUAUCAACUAUAACUCCUAGGCCUACUAGUAAAAUGAGUUCACAUACAAUUUUACCUAUUUGUUGA
Paramecium primaurelia is the source of this 2304-nucleotide messenger RNA. Lineage: Eukaryota; Ciliophora; Oligohymenophorea; Peniculida; Parameciidae. The record is from the annotation of a GenBank genome assembly.